Ostrinia furnacalis (Asian corn borer) is the source of this 1845-nucleotide messenger RNA. Its product is annotated as glucose dehydrogenase [FAD, quinone]-like. Gene Ontology annotation, molecular function: flavin adenine dinucleotide binding; oxidoreductase activity, acting on CH-OH group of donors. The transcript is spliced from 3 exons. The coding region runs from base 1 to 1683 and encodes 560 amino acids. NCBI's taxonomy places the organism in Eukaryota, Metazoa, Arthropoda, Insecta, Lepidoptera, Crambidae. The record is from RefSeq and is a predicted model, not a curated record.
AUGGCGGCAUGUCAAGAUGGAGCGUCGUUUGACUUUGUCAUCGUGGGCGCGGGCUCGGCAGGUAGCGUGCUGGCCAACAGGCUCACGGAAGAUCCGAGGGUGACGGUGCUGUUGAUAGAAGCCGGCCCUGAUUCACCCAUCGAGUGCAAUGUUCCUGGAUUGGGCUCGUAUGCCAAGUCAUCGUAUUUGAACUGGAAACACGUCACCGAACCAGAUGAAAAUGCUUAUCAAUGCUUGGAAAAUUACACAUACCCCGUAGGCCAUGGCAAAGUUCUGGGUGGGACUAGCAGCAUAAACGACAUGUACUAUGUUCGAGGCAAUCCUGAAAACUACAACACGUGGGCUGAUAUCAUCAAAGAUGAUUCGUGGGAUUACAAACAUGUACUACCAUAUUUCAAAAAAAGUGAACGUCUGGAAGACUCGGCAUUAUUACAUUCACGUUAUCGAAAAUAUCACGGAACCCAUGGCUAUAUGAAAGUCACUAAAGUAACGAUCAGUGAAUUUAAAAAUUACAGGAGCGUGUUUCAAGAAAUGGGCUACAAGGUACUUCCUGAUAUAAAUGGCGAUCAGCACGUAGGAGUUUGUGAACAAUUAAUGACGGUUGCCGAUGGUCUUCGUCAAAGUACUGCUAAUGCUUUUCUGUCACCGAUAAAAGAUCGCCCGAAUCUGUAUGUCUUAAAAGAAACUCUUGCUACAAGAAUAAUUGUAGAUAAUGGCAAAGCCACAGGUGUUGAAGUAAUUGAUAAUGAUAACAAAACUUUAACAGUCAAAGCAAACAAAGAAGUGAUAAUAUCAGCAGGAGCUAUAAACACACCACAACUUUUAUUGUUGUCUGGGAUCGGUCCAAAAGAGCAUUUACAGAACUUUAACAAGACGGUCGUAGCAGAUCUUCCUGUAGGAUAUAAUCUGCAAAAUCAUCAAUUUAUACUCAUGGGCAUUACAAUGCCAGGAGCAGAAGCGAUACCUGUACCUGUAAAUCCAUAUGCUAUAAACUCGGUUUUGGCCACAGGAUACCUGACAGCAAAUGCAACCGCAAAAUACCCUGACUACCAAGCCUUCUUUUUAAAAACAGGUGUUGAUGGAUUCGUUGAAAGUUGUGUGUUCUUCAAUUUUAACUAUGAUCUAUGCGAGAAGUUGUACAACGAAGUUAAAAAUAUUAAUUUCGUCGCAGUCGCAAUAACAAGUUUUAAUGUUAAAACUCGUGGAACAGUAGCACUAAAAAGUUUGGACCCAAGAGAUAGCCCUCUUAUUACUUUAAAACCAUAUUUGGAGGAAAGCGAUUUAGAGGACAUGAUCAGGAACGUAGAAGACUUCGCAAGGAUUGUGAAUACCACGUAUAUGAAGAGUGUUGGCGCGAAGUUCAUAACGUUACCCAGCUGUGAGGACUUCGAGGAGGGAAGUAAAGAGUACUGGAGGUGUUACGUGCAGUGUUUGGUCAGUUCUGGGUUCCACUUUGUGGGGACCAGCGCUAUGGGAUCCGUGGUGGACAGCCGGCUGCGCGUGCUCGGUGUUAGAGGACUGCGGGUGGUGGACGCCAGUGUUAUGCCCACCAUCACUAGUGGGAACACUAACGUUCCCACUAUUAUGAUUGCGGAGAAAGCCGCUGACAUGAUUAAGAAAGAUAACCACAUGCACAAUACAAUUAUUCCACGUGACUUUAAUAUUCAUUGCAGGUCAUUGUAGUUUAGAUUAGACUUCCUUACACAAAGAGGCUUCCUUAUAGCAUAAUUAUCAUUUAAUUUACCCCCACGAUAAUGUGUGUUCUAGAUUAAUCCUACUAAUUCCUAGUAAUAUUAUAAAGGCGAAAGUUUGGAUGUCAUGAUGUCUGGAUGUUUGUUACUCUUU